Messenger RNA from Nomia melanderi (Alkali bee), 1498 nucleotides. It is a transcript of the gene Chmp1, whose product is annotated as charged multivesicular body protein 1. Gene Ontology annotation, biological process: vacuolar transport. Lineage: Eukaryota; Metazoa; Arthropoda; Insecta; Hymenoptera; Halictidae. The record is from RefSeq and is a predicted model, not a curated record.
UUGUUUCAGUCGAUAUAGCAGUUUAUACACUGACUUAUAAUUUUAAUCUUUCUAUACAAGUCUUAAUUUUCAUUCAUGCCAGCUUGGAAAAGAUUAGUAAUAAUUCUGAUUAAUAGUGCCUUGAAUACAAUCUGUGAGACCAAUUACACUUAAUUGUAAUUAUUUUAAAUAUACCUGUUGAUGUCAACAGUUGACAUGUCAGUUUAUGUAAUGAUAAAGUGAUAAAUCAACCGAAGUCAAAUCGUGACUCAAGUAUUGAACGGAUCUAUUUUUUAAGAAAGAAAUCAUCCUAUUGCUUUAAACACUAAUUACAUUAAUUUCGUCACAACGGGGGCCGAACAGUCAGCCAUGUCCGUCUCUCAGAUGGAAAAAAACCUAUUUAAUCUUAAAUUUGCUGUAAAAGAGUUAGAAAGGAAUUCAAAGAAAUGUGAGAAAGAAGAAAAAGUGGAAAAGGCUAAAAUAAAAAAAGCCAUUCAAAAGGGCAAUAUGGAGGGUGCUCGUAUUCAUGCAGAAAAUGCAAUUCGUCAGCACAAUCAAGCAUUAAAUUAUUUGCGUAUGAGUGCAAGGGUUGACGCAGUGGCUAGUAGAGUGCAAACUGCUCUUACUACACGCAAAGUUACUCAAUCAAUGGCUGGAGUGGUGAAGGCAAUGGAUGCUGCAAUGAAGUCGAUGAACUUGGAAAAAAUUUCAGGUUUAAUGGACAAAUUUGAAAGUCAAUUUGAAGAUCUGGAUGUUCAAAGUUCAUACAUGGAAAAUGCAAUGUCCCAAACUACAACUACUAGUGUACCACAGAAUGAUGUUGAAUCAUUAUUACAGCAAGUUGCAGAUGAAGCUGGUUUGGAACUGAAUAUGGAAUUGCCAUCCGGAAAUUUAGGUAGUAUAGGUACCUCUACUGUCAGUCAAGAACAAGACGAACUCACACAGCGAUUAGCAAGGCUCCGAGAAUAGUAAUGUACAUAUAGAAACAAGAAAUUGCACAGAUACAUAAAAGGAAACGUAUAUAAUUGAUGCUUAUACCAUAUAACUAGCAGUAAUAUGUUCAGGAAAGAAGACAACAAAACUUUUUUUAAAGCAUAUUUAAUUGUUAUAAACAUACAUACAUGCUUCUUACGUUUAUAAGGAAUAGUUAUUUGAAAUAACGAAAAAUAUUUAAUAUUUAAUGCUUAUAUUCUAAUCAUUUAGCGCCAAUUAAAAUUUUAAAACCUUAAUUGAGUAUGUUUAACCAUAAUAAUAUGUGAGUGCAAUGCAGUGAAUAUAUAUUGUUAUUUAAUUCACCUAUAAAUUAUGAUUCUAUGCAAUUAUGUCUUUUUACAAUAACAUUUAUGUUAAAAAAGAAUAUGUUAAACUCAAAAAUUCAUGUACACAAAAUAAAUUUCACUGUAUCUUAAAUACACCUGCUAUUUAGGAACUUCAGAAUUUUAUCUAAUAAGAGAUAUUAAAAUGUAAUGUUAGCAUUGUGCUUAAUUAUUUUUGUAAAAGAGUGUACACAUAACAUAAC